UAAUAAAAAAACACUUCCGGGUUAGAAGCAGCCAACAAAUUUGAAAAAUAACGUGAUACAGUAGUGUAUUCUGUAUUUACUAGAUGAAAAACUAACACUGGCACGUACGAUAAAUGGUUUAAAAGUUUGAAAUAAAUUGUUUCGCGAUGACAGACGAAAAAAAACCUUCUAGUUAACAAUGCUACCUGUCACUUUCCUUAACUUUUUUUCCUCAACUCCUUUCACGAACUUUUUAAAUGUGUUUAUGUCAACAUAGGUGCAUGUGUAGGCACGCAACCGGUCGGAUUAUGUUUUCCUGACGGAGCCAUCGUUUUGACAGAUUUGGCGUUUUAUCAACUCGUUGCUAAUGUUCAACCACGUUUUAAAAAACGUCCUGCCCAGGUAUGCAUUCCGAUGUACACCCAAUGUUUGGCAACAUUCAAGAGGACGCUGCGAUCCAUCAGACAAUUUGGAUUAUGCCAGGACUUUGUUGGAUAUCUUUGUGGACAGACACUUUAUCUCACCUGGACACAGAAACGUGGAGCUGUUUAAGCGUGGGACAAUUUGCAGCUACGGGCCACUGGGCACCGAGCUCAGGGACAAUGUGCUGCACCAGUGGUGGCGUUCGAUGUCUGGAUCCAAAGAUCAGGUGUUCGGGAUAAACACGCCGAGCAGCAGCGGCAGUCAGGAUGCAACUGGGGGACGAUGGGGACACCUCAGGGUCGCAGAACCUGAUGACCUCCAGAAAAUACUGAAGGAGACAGAGCUGAGUAGAGAGCAGCUCGUCCAGAAUCUCCACAUGCUUCUGCAGACAUCACCUUUGCUGAGAACCAGCCUUUUUCACGGAUCUUUGGAGCAGUUCGUCCCCAUAUUUGAAUUGGUGAACAGGAAGCUCCCAUUUGGCAUCGCUGAGACUGGUAGAUGUUUCCAGCCCUCAAAAGAAGGCGAUGGCUGCCCAGCAGAAGUCACAGAGGCAUCUCUUGUCUGGUUCUGCUCCCCUCGAACCUCUUCGCAAUGGAUGGACCACUGGGCUCGACAGAGGCUCAAGUGGUGGAGAAAGUUCGCCCUCGCUCCGUCAGACUUCAGCAGCAGUGACGUCCCUCAGGGUGAACUAGAGGGGGCGGCGUCGCGCGGUGUGAAGAUCUUCUACAGGUUCCCUUGGGGUCAAGAGCCCCUGGAAGUUCUGUGGAGCCGAGGAGACGGUGAACUGCUGCAGAUGCACAAAGGAAUCCGCUCCAAACUCCAGAGUCGAGAUGGGCGCAAGUCUAUCCCGCACAUAGUUUCAACUACGGGGAACAUCGAUCGUGGUUUGUUGGCCUUUUUGUACAACUCGCUGCAGCUGCACAAGAGAGAAGACACCAAACAGAAGCUACAGCAGAGAAAGGUUCUGAAAUUGCAUCCAUUGUUGGCCCCAGUCAAAGUGGCUUUAGGUAUCGGCAGAGGAGCCACCAUGGAGCUGAGGCAGGUUUGUGAUGGCCUGCUGCAGGAUUUAAAAGAGGCCAAAAUCUCUGCUUGGCCCGGAUAUCUUGAAUCAUCAUCCAUGCCAAUGGAACAGCUGAACUCCAAGUAUGACGAGAUGGGUGUGCUUUUUACUGCGGUGAUCAGUGAGAGCACGCUGGAGAGCGGUCUCCUGCAGCUGCGCAGCAGAGACACCACUAUCAAGGAGACCAUGCACAUCUCGGAACUGACCAACUUCCUCUGCAGAUAUAUUUCUGCUGCAGGCAACAUGUAAAUUAUUAUUUGUGUACUAAUUGGAUGUCCUCUCGGUCCCUCAGUUUUGUAUUGCUGUAGGUACAAAACCAUUGCCAAGGACUUUUUUUUUUUUUUUUUUGGAUACAGUAUUACAUACAGUAAAAAUGCUAAUAAAUGGACUACGUUGGCAACAUCAAGGAGGUUUUUGAACACAUUUUGUCAUUCAAGCCAUUCAGAAUGUACAUUGACACCACAGUAUUUACAAUUCUUUCCCAGAUUUGACACAGGCUGUUUACGUCGGUCAGGGCAGAUGCGGUUUUGAAGGUUACAAGGCAUGUGAUGAACUGGUUUGCACAAGACACUAGUACAGUCAUUGCAGUUUUUACUGUUUUGUAUCAGUGUUUUCAUAUGCUGUCUUAGAUGUGUUUAACAUACAAAUGUAGUCUUUACU
This is a messenger RNA of Hippocampus comes (tiger tail seahorse), 2122 nucleotides long. RefSeq names its product polymerase (DNA directed), gamma 2, accessory subunit (gene polg2). The coding region runs from base 347 to 1711 and encodes 454 amino acids. The transcript has 8 exons. Gene Ontology annotation, cellular component: cytoplasm; mitochondrion. The record is from RefSeq and is a predicted model, not a curated record. Gene Ontology annotation, biological process: mitochondrial DNA replication. NCBI's taxonomy places the organism in Eukaryota, Metazoa, Chordata, Actinopteri, Syngnathiformes, Syngnathidae.